AUGAACCCAGCACCCGUCGCCAACCCAGACGCGGUAGCUGAACCAGCGCUGAUCGGAUCUCGCGCCCAAUUCCGCGAAGCGCUUGCUGCACGCGACACCCUAGUUAUGCCAGAAGUUCAACUCGAAGAACGAGCCAGCAGCAGCGGCGGCAAAGGAGGAGGCAAGGGUGGAAAGGGCACUGGUGGAAAAAACACCACCGAAAGCGCGGCGUCCGACAUGCUUUCACCAAGUCGCGCUCUGCAGAUCACUGCACUGGGUCUGGGCGUUGUGGAGGUUGUGAGACUCUGGGGUUAG
Alternaria ethzedia is the source of this 294-nucleotide messenger RNA. RefSeq lists its product as uncharacterized. The record is from RefSeq and is a predicted model, not a curated record. The coding region runs from base 1 to 294 and encodes 97 amino acids. The transcript is spliced from 2 exons. Lineage: Eukaryota; Fungi; Ascomycota; Dothideomycetes; Pleosporales; Pleosporaceae.